AUGAGACCCUCGUUUUCUCUUAUGGAAGCACUGGAGGAGGUGAAUCAACAGGGUAAAGUUCAGGACAUUGAGCUGAAGAAGAACAGGGACUGCCUCACUAACAUGAAGGUGACACUUUCAAAAGUUGAGAAGAGUCGUGAGGAUGCACAGCUUGAUUUAAAGACCAUUGAGAGGAAGAUGCAAAGCCUUGAAGAUGAAAUGGAGCAACUGCAAAGGCACUCCAGUGAUCUGGAAUCAGAGUCGCAAGCAAUAUGGAUGGAAAACAUGAGGCUUCAGUUCCAAAUAGAGGAGGAGGAGGAGAGGUUUCAGCAGUUGCUGGCAGGGUACAACACUUAUCGAGACAAAAUGGAAGGCCACAAAUUUGCCAUCGCCGAGGAGGAGAGCCAAACUGCUGUUCACAGGGAGCUGGUGGAAAAGAGAGCGGCCAUUAAGAGGCUAGCUGGAAAGAGAGAGGAAUUGAGAAGUGACCUAUUGAACCCAGAGGGAAAUGUUGUGAAGCAAGCACAGAAAGAAAUUGAAGAUGUGAGGAAGCAGAUUUCUGCUGUGAAAGAAAUCAUACAUGAAAGAACACAACUGCUGGUGAAGGAGCAAGAGACCCACACAAGACUGAGGAAGGACAUUGAGAUUCAGAACAGACGCUGUGAAGCCAUACUAAGGCGCCUACAUUGUCAGUUGAACAAGGCCCAGUCCAACCGCAGGCAGCUCACUGACGACAUCUGUCGCAUGGAAGAGGAAGUGGGCGAUCUUAGGAGUUGUUUGGGAAUUGCGGAGUACACCCAGGAGGAGUUUUAA
This is a messenger RNA of Megalops cyprinoides (Indo-Pacific tarpon), 792 nucleotides long. Its product is annotated as coiled-coil domain-containing protein 122. The record is from RefSeq and is a predicted model, not a curated record. Bases 1 to 792 code for a protein of 263 amino acids. The transcript is spliced from 4 exons. Lineage: Eukaryota; Metazoa; Chordata; Actinopteri; Elopiformes; Megalopidae.